This is a messenger RNA of Polyodon spathula (Mississippi paddlefish), 5597 nucleotides long. It is a transcript of the gene galnt1, whose product is annotated as UDP-N-acetyl-alpha-D-galactosamine:polypeptide N-acetylgalactosaminyltransferase 1. The transcript is spliced from 14 exons. Lineage: Eukaryota; Metazoa; Chordata; Actinopteri; Acipenseriformes; Polyodontidae. The record is from RefSeq and is a predicted model, not a curated record. Bases 417 to 2090 code for a protein of 557 amino acids. Gene Ontology annotation, cellular component: Golgi apparatus.
GAAAGAGGAAAGAGGAAAGAGGAAAGCGAAAAACGAAAAACGGAGUGUCAGAGAACUGUGCUCACAAAUACAGUUGUAUUUUUUAUUUUAUUCUGCAAGCUGUCAUUGCACCGUUAAAAAAUAUCAAGGAAGGAGUACGUAACGGACAUUUGAAAAGCAGCCUGAGGGAUGAGACUUAAGAUGAAUUGUUACUAAAAUUGAAAACCCAAAUUCGCAGUCCUUUUUAACAGGUAGAAUGUUUGCAUGAAGUGACUCAGCCCUGAGGUUAUAAAGGAACACCUCCUUGCACACACAUCUGUACAGCCCAUUUCUGCUGCACAAGUCUGGUAGUCGACAGCCUCUCCCUGCCCCCUUUUGAGGAGCUCCAUCCCCCCUGUGUCCAGUCUCCACACCCUGCCUGCCUCCCACACAGUGCCAUGAGGAAGUUUGCCUACUGCAAGGUGGUGCUGGCCACCUCGCUGGUCUGGGUCAUGCUGGACAUGUUCAUCCUGCUCUACUUCAGCGAGUGUAACAAAUGCGAGGAGAAGAAGGAGAGGGGCCUGCCUGGCCGUGAAGUGGUGAUCCAGAAGCCUCAGGAAGGCCCUGGGGAGAUGGGCAAACCCGUAGUGAUCCCUAAAGAUAACCAGGAAAAGAUGAAGGAGAUGUUUAAAAUCAACCAGUUCAACCUCAUGGCCAGUGAGAUGAUCGCUCUCAACAGAUCUUUACCUGACGUCCGGUUAGAAGGGUGUAAGAACAAGCUGUACCAGGACGACCUGCCUCGCACGAGCGUGGUGAUCGUAUUUCACAAUGAGGCGUGGAGCACGCUGCUGCGCACGGUGCAGAGCGUCAUCAACCGCUCACCACGCCACCUGCUGGAGGAAGUGGUUCUGGUGGACGAUGCCAGCGAGAGGGAUUUCCUGAAGCGGCCCCUGGAGCAGUACGUGAGGAAGCUGGAGGUGCCGGUGCGGGUGGUGCGGAUGGAGCAGCGGUCAGGGUUGAUCCGGGCCCGGCUCAAGGGGGCCUCCCUCUCCACCGGCCAGGUCAUCACCUUCCUGGACGCUCACUGCGAGUGCACCAUGGGCUGGCUGGAGCCACUGCUCGCCAGGAUCAAACUGGACAGGAGGACAGUGGUGUGCCCCAUUAUCGAUGUGAUCAGCGACGACACCUUCGAGUACAUGGCAGGCUCAGACAUGACAUACGGAGGGUUUAACUGGAAGCUGAAUUUCCGCUGGUAUCCCGUGCCUCAGAGAGAAAUGGACAGAAGGAAAGGAGACCGGACCCUUCCUGUAAGGACCCCCACUAUGGCAGGAGGCCUUUUCUCCAUAGACAGGGACUACUUCCAAGAAAUCGGGACUUACGAUGCAGGCAUGGAUAUCUGGGGAGGAGAGAACCUUGAAAUUUCCUUCAGAAUCUGGCAAUGUGGCGGCACCCUGGAGAUCGUGACGUGUUCCCACGUGGGCCACGUGUUCCGGAAAGCCACACCCUACACAUUCCCUGGUGGGACCGGCCAGAUCAUCAACAAGAACAACCGACGUCUGGCAGAGGUGUGGAUGGACGAAUUCAAGAACUUCUUCUACAUCAUCUCCCCAGGUGUCACCAAAGUGGAUUACGGGGAUAUUUCCGCAAGGGCGAUGCUGAGACAGAAGCUGCAAUGCAAGCCCUUCUCCUGGUACCUGGAGAAUGUAUACCCUGAUUCCCAGAUCCCUCGCCACUACUACUCCCUCGGAGAGAUCCGAAAUGUAGAAACUAACCAAUGUCUGGAUAACAUGGCGAGGAAAGAAAAUGAGAAAGUGGGAGUCUUUAACUGCCAUGGAAUGGGAGGGAACCAAGUUUUCUCCUAUACUGCCAAUAAAGAAAUCCGCACAGAUGAUUUGUGUUUGGAUGUGUCCAAGCUGAGUGGCCCUGUCAUGAUGCUGAAGUGUCAUCAUCUGAAAGGCAAUCAGCUGUGGGAGUAUGACCCCCUGAAACUGACCCUGGUGCAUGUGAACAGUAACCAGUGCCUGGACAAAGCCACGGAGGUGGACAGCCAAGUGCCGAGCGUUAAAGACUGCAACGGGAGCCGCUCCCAGCAAUGGCUGCUCCGCAACGUCACGCUCCCGGAGAUUUUCUAAACAUCCCGGGGAUAUGAAUAUGAAAAGCAAAAAAAGAAAGAUUUCGACUGGGCUACCUCGGCAUACCCUUCCGCCACACGGAAAAUAGCAUCUAACUUAACAGGGACCACUCCCUGCCACGAGAUUUUAGAGACUAGUGAAAAAAGAAUCCAGACUUGAUGGUUGUGCACUUGCCUUCUUUCGCAAGGGUGUGAAACUUCACCGCUCUGGUGCAACUGUGCACAUGUUUAUGUUUACGUGACAGCCUCUCUGACUUGUUUAGUUUUUUCUUUUUUUUUUUUUAAAUAAGGUGAGGAGGGCAACAAAGUGUUUCAUAUCAAAGGAUAAUUUUACAGGAUUUUCAGUGAAGCUGAUACAUAAUCAAUGGAGUGGCUUUUUAGGAGAGAGCAGCCUAUCACUGCUGUUUACAUGCACAUCCAUCUCGCUCACCGGAAAAGCCAGCCUGUUCUUCACAAGACGUUUCCUAGGAUAUCAUUCACUGUCUCCUGUACCUGCAAGUAAACAAUGUCAUUUUCACGGCAAAUGCGCACAGGAAUGAAAGAGUUGAACAGAGCACCGGAUUCUAUUCGUUAUGAAAAGGCUUGUGUUGUAAAGCAGAAAAAAUUAUAAAACAGGGUUAAAAUGACUUAAGUUUAAAAAAAAAUAGAGUUUGUGAUAUUGACAUCUAAAACUUUGGUUUUAUAUAUUGAUGGAAAAGUAACCAAUUCAAUUUAUGUCCUUACGUCAUGAUUUUUUCUUUUAUAUACGUGUUUGUGAAAGUGCCACUCUGUUUUAAGAUUUUUUUUUUUUAAUUAGAAGUUCACUUAGCUAAGAAUGUCCAAUUAGAUGUUUUAAUACCCCAGGUCUAUUGCCUUUUGGUUUGUUAUUUUCCAUUUUCUUCCUGGACCUGUGGUCUAUCUGUGAUGUCUGCAUUUUUUACAGUGCCAGUACAAGAUGUUAGACUACUGCUAGACUACUGUGCUACUACCCCAGUCUCCCCUCAGCUGGUCACCCUGUGAAAUACACCUCUGUACUUUAAAUUGGUUUUAGCAUUUUAACUCUCCUUUCCUCCACUACUAGUGAACACACACACACACUCACACACACAACCAGACAAACAAAGAUACUUUAAGAAGCUGAUGUAGCCUAAAAGUGAUGCCUUGUUUGUUUGGAACUCCGAUGUUACCACUGUAAAUUAAUUCAUACAACUCUUGUACUUUUGGUUGGUACCAAACAAUAGACUGAUGUGGAAGAAAGUGUUUGCAAAGAGUGUAAUUGUAAUAUCCAGUAUUGCUUGCACCCAGGGUGGCACAUAUCAGAGAAGCGUGCUAGUAGUUAAGAAUAGGAGCUGGUAGAUAAGAAGAGUUUGCUGAGUUUGCACAUACUGUACACUGCAGAAGAAAUUGUGACUCUGGUAAAAGGGUGUGUGGCACGGUAGCCUCCCAGCCCAGAAUGUAUUGGCAGGGACAGAGGCUCAGACACAAAGCUUCAAGAUAAAUUGUGCUAAAGCGCUCUUUAUUAACACAAAUAAACAGAGCACAUUAACAAAAUAAAACGGCACAAGGGCCAAAACAAAAGGUCUACACAAAUACUCACGGACAUAAACAGGACACACGGACGUAAACACAGUACAGCACGACAACGACACGAACCUACACACCAACAUUAACUCUAAACUAAUUUCAAUACCCGUAAACACCUAUUUUAUACACCUGUGGCUGGAGCUAAUUAAUCAUUUAAUCAUGUAUUCAGUUGUCUGCUUCAGCCACAUUACCCACGUGUUUUUUCACAGGGGGAAAUGUAACCCUCUCCCUGCCAACCCAAUAUUCCCCACACAAGCACACAUACACACUUGCACCAGCAGGGUUUUCACCCUGCCACAGGAUGUCAUAGCUUUCUCCUCUGCGUUAUCCAGCCCCCUUACAGUGCAGUGCAACAAAGCACAACAUUCUUUACCUCCUAUUGAGAGCGCCGUUGAACUUUUUAAUAGAGAUGCUAUCACAGGCUUAUUUCUAGUGUGUGGUUUGAAAGUUAUUGAUGAAGGACGAGGGGGGGUUAGGUACUGGAUCUGUUUAAGAAUAUCUGUAUAUAUAGAAAAUUAUCAAAAAAAGUGGGGUUUUUUGCAAUAAGGGCUGUAUCUGUGCCCUCUAUCACUAACCUAAAGGGCAUGAACUUAAACACAGGUUUCAGACAAGAUUGAACAAGGGAAUGGGUGAGAACUAUAUCUUAUUUGGUUGAAAUAAUUCAGAGAAAGCUGUAUUUAUCAAUGUGCUGCUGCAGCAAGUCUGACAUGUAUCUAAAAGGCCUACAAUUAGUCCAAACAUGCAUAAACCACUAGUUACAGAAACUAACCAAUCACUGCUUCCACAUAUUAUCAAUGCUAUUCUUAUUACUUGAUAAUACUAUUAUUGUUGUUGUUAUUAAUUAUCAUUAUUAUUUAUUUGGUCUUGUCUCUGAACAUAGCACCCCAAUAAACCAGAAGAAAGGUUUUAUGUGCUUUUCAAGUAGUUCUGAGAACAGUAAGCAUCUAUAAACAUGUUAUUAGUAUGAUGAUUAUUUUUUUUUAACAGUAUAAUCCAAUAGGAUGGUUUGUGUUGUCUUCAAGUACAUACUGGUACACUGUUAAAGAUUUGUAAUAAUGUCUUAGUUACAUGUUUUAUCAAAACAGGCUGAUAGUGUUAUAUCAUUCAUAACAAUGUAAGAGAAGUUUGGGAAUGAUUAAAGACCUUUUGACCCAUGGAGGCUCAUCCCUCCCUACUAAGGAGAUCUAAUUCAAUGGGACAUAAUCUGCAAUUUUUUUUUUUUAUGUUCCUUGCAUUUUGAGAUGUUUUUAACUUCACUUUGUAGACUAUUCCCUGCAUUUAUAACUAAAAAAAGUGGUUCCUACCUUCCUUGUAUGCCCUCUGUGCUAAAUUUGUUGUAGUGACUUGGGUUAUCUAAACCAUUUAGUGUUUUAUAAACCUCAAAGUGAUCAAAUGAUGCACAUGAAUCAUUUUGCUUCAGAGGGGAAUAUAAGGUUCUUGUUUUUUUUUUUUUUGUCAGUGCUAGUUGUGCUUUAGUGUGGGUCAGCAUGUGUUAAUUAUCUGAAUCCCCCUCCUCAAUAAACCAAAAUAAAAAGGGGCUCGGUGGUCGAGAGCACAGUAGGCGUUUACAAUAAAGGACCAUUUCAUCUCAGAUUAAUUCUUUCUUUAGAGCUCACAGUAAUUAACAGUAGUGUGUGUGUUUACACCAGCUCUGUUAAAUUAUAAUGAACAUUUACAAAAAAAAAAAAAUGUAAUCCAUUUUGUUUUAAGCAGCAAGUUCAGUCCUUCACUAUCCCCUCAUAGAUGGGUUGAAGUUUGUUAUGAAUCUCUGUUCUUCCAAGCCUGGCUGUCUUUGAACCUGCAAUGACUGAAAUGUUCUUCAAUGGGACCAGCUGAAGGUUUACAGCAAGUUGCCAUUGCUCCAUCUUCUCAACAGAUCCCUCCCUGUCUGAUGCUCUUAAUGUAAUGUUGAUCAAACUGCUUUUUUUGUAAUAAAAAUUUAUGG